Belonocnema kinseyi is the source of this 2299-nucleotide messenger RNA. RefSeq names its product dual specificity protein phosphatase MPK-4-like (gene MKP-4). Gene Ontology annotation, biological process: protein dephosphorylation. The coding region runs from base 906 to 1952 and encodes 348 amino acids. Lineage: Eukaryota; Metazoa; Arthropoda; Insecta; Hymenoptera; Cynipidae. The transcript has 3 exons. Gene Ontology annotation, cellular component: nucleus. Gene Ontology annotation, molecular function: protein tyrosine/serine/threonine phosphatase activity. The record is from RefSeq and is a predicted model, not a curated record.
GGGCAAUCGAGAGAAAGGCAAAUUAGAACCUAACCUCAAAAUUAUUCGUACAUAUCAGUUUUGAAUGCGAUAAAGGGUGCUUUACUCACAUCCCACUGGCCGAUGAUAUCCACCAGGUUGUUGGCAUGUUUUCUUGACAACAUGAAAUCUUGGGCCUUCUGACGCAAAAGCCUCGUCGUAAUUUUUUGCGACGAGGACAUACCGGGACCCGCCAUGGCCGUUGUGUCGACUAAAGUAAAGGCAAGUAAAGAUUCAGAUUCAGAUCUAGCAGAAUCCAGAAUGGCGCAUGGUUCAUGAGGGUUGGGUCGAGUCCAUAAGUGAGGCAGGUAUACACGUAUACGUCACAUUUGAAAAUGGCUUUUCUUUUCGUCCUCCUCGAUUCCUGCACCAGCUCUGCGCAAGAUCAAUCUUUUUUCGUGGUAUUUGGUGGCAUUCGAGUCAGAGCAUUCUCGUCUUUUUGACAAGUUUGUCGUGCCUUGACUCUUACAGCAUGCGUCUAUACGUGAUUGCAGUUUUGACAUUUUGAUUAUAUUGUUGAAUUCUCGCUUCGGACUCCGGUUUGCUGUUAGGGUCCUUGAUGGAAUUUCGGAGAAAUACAAAAUGAUUGUGAUUCUAUUUGAGGAAACUUGUCAGGAUUGGGUACAUAAGGCGAAUAUAGAUAAAGGAUUCGAAGGAACUUGAAGGAAGGAAGAUAAACGUGAUACCGCAACAAUGUAAACAACGCAAACUCUGUCAACAAAAUUACAGAAAUUUCGUAACUACUCUUUAAGGUCGACGAUUGAGGGAAUAUAGGAAACAGCGUGCCAAAUUCAAAAAAGCAUGGAUCUCAAAACGACUAUAAAUAUACCUAAGAAUCCGAAUAUCUACAAUUGAGAACUUUAGUUAUUUAACGAAAGACAAUAAAUAUGGCUCAUCAAGAGACGAAUGAUUUAACGCGGGAAGAUUUCGACGCAGGACCUUCAAGUUAUAAUGAAAUCGAGCCGAAUCUCUACUUAGGAAACCUAACAGCUGCGACCGACGUCGAAUGGCUGAAGCAAGCUCAAAUCACUUAUAUUCUUACGGUGGAUUCGUGUCCUUUGCCAAGGAAAAUUCAAUGUCUCCCAGACGUGACGUUGAAAUACAUACAAGUUACCGACAUGCCUCGAGAGGACUUACUGACCUACUUUGAAGAUACCUAUCAAUUUAUUCUCUACGCUUUGGAACGAGGUGGUAAAGUACUCGUGCACUGUUAUUUUGGAGUUUCUCGUUCGGCCACUCUAAUCAUCGCUUACAUGAUGAAGAAGUACAAUAUGAGCUUCUCAAAAGCUUUCGAGGCUGUCAAACAGAAAAGGCGGUUCGUCGGACCCAACCCUGGAUUCAUAGCUCAGCUGAAACUCUACGAGCACAUGGACUUUAGCAUAAAUAACAACAACAUUCAAUUUAAAUUGUACAGGCUCCAAGUCGCAGCUGACAAUGUCAGGAAAGCUAAAAUUUUGCCCCAAAAUCACAUGGAUUUGAUAAGGUCGGAUCCAGGUUUGGCCACCGUUAGGCCAGAGCCAACAGUUUAUCGUUGUAAAAAGUGUCGAAGGAUUGUAGCAAAUGCUAGCAAUAUUUUACCUCAUGCACCGAAAGAGCAGCAGAUUUGGAGACAUGUGAGUACUAAACGCCACGACAAGCCGCCGAAGCAAAUAAAAUGUCUUCAGAUGCCAGAAUCUGCGACACAAGAAGAGCAGAAAACAGCCGAGAUAUGUAUGAAGACUUAUUUCAUAGAACCUUUGGCCUGGAUGCCGGAAAUCACGCAUAACGUAGAGGGAAAGCUUAACUGUCCGAAAUGCAACUCAAAGUUGGGCGCAUUUAGUUGGAUCUCAGGGUGCCAAUGUCCAUGUGGUAGUAAAAUCGCACCUGCCUUUUACCUUGUACCCUCCAAAGUCGACUGGAGUAAUGUUGUGCAAAAUGUACAAUCGACCAUCUAGGAAAAUUGUUUAGAGAUUAUUUUUUAAUGUCAGUUAUCUAAAAAUGAAUCCUUGAAAUCGAAAUUUAAAUAAGAUUCACCUUAUUCUGUGAUGAAUUGAAACCCACUCCACUUCAUAUCAUGAAAAAAGGUCCAAAUUAGGAUGUUAAAAUUAAAUAUGUUAAUCUGCAAUGAAAAUAAGGGUCAUCGUUUAGUAAAAAAAAUGAUUAUGACUUGAAAUUUAUUGCACGACAUUCUUUCUCACACAUGCAUGAAAAUACCACUUUUAUGCCUGUAGAACAAGAAGAAAGUUGCCGUUUGUAACCUACAGACGUUUCAACAUUACAAACAAUUUGAACGCGGAUGUAU